This is a messenger RNA of Aspergillus pseudonomiae, 972 nucleotides long. RefSeq lists its product as uncharacterized. The record is from RefSeq and is a predicted model, not a curated record. Gene Ontology annotation, molecular function: transmembrane transporter activity. NCBI's taxonomy places the organism in Eukaryota, Fungi, Ascomycota, Eurotiomycetes, Eurotiales, Aspergillaceae. Gene Ontology annotation, cellular component: membrane. Gene Ontology annotation, biological process: amino acid transport; transmembrane transport. The transcript has 3 exons. The coding region runs from base 1 to 972 and encodes 323 amino acids.
AUGAACCACUCUCCUCCUAGCCAGGUGAAGAAACAUCUGAACGGUAUCACUUUGCUUUGCCUGGCUUUUGUUAUAUGUAAUAGCUGGGCUGGUAUUGCCGGAAGCCUUCAGCUAGCAAUCCUGGCUGGAGGACCAGCCACCCUGGUCUACUCAAUCAUCGUCGCCGCUACAGCCUACUUGGCAAUAGCAGCAUCAAUGGCAGAGUUGGCAGCCGUUUACCCAACCGCAGGUGGGCAAUAUCACAUCGCCUCUAUCCUCGCCCCAGAGCGAUGGAGACAAGGAGUAUCAUAUACGUGUGGGCUAUUGGCGCUUUUCUCUUGGCUUGUUAUUGGAGUUUCUGUCACCAGCAUUGCCGCCCAGCAACUUAUGGCUUUGGUAGCUACGAGCCUCUCGGAUUUUGUGCCUCAGCCCUGGCACAUUUUCUUUGUCUACCAAGGACUUGCGCUCUUUGCAAUAAUAUACAACACCUUUUUUCUGAAGAAGAAUCCUUGGACACACAAUGUUGCCUGUUUGUAUUGGUGGGUUCCGUUUGUUGUUAUGGAGCAAGGGUUCCGAUCUCGCACAAUCGCUAUAGUUAUAGUUUCCAUCAGCAUUGUCAUGGCGAUGACUAUCAUAAUUGCUACUCAGGAGGCUUCCUCCCGCCUGGCCUGGGCUCUGGCACGUGAUAAGGGGCUAUUAUUCUCACAGUAUAUUGAGCAUGUUCAUCCGCACUUGGAAGUUCCCACUCGGAGCUUACUCCUAAUCUGGGUGCUAACAUUCAUAUGCGGCUUCUUAUAUCUCGCUUCUCAAAUGGAUUACACAUGCGUGAUUCUGGGAUUUUGUCUCUUACUUGCUCUGGCAAAUUGGUGGCUAUAUGCCAAGGACCAUUACAAUGGGCCUGUCAUAGAAACGUGGGAGAGCUAUGAAGCUGAGCCAGCUAGUGUCUCCACCAUCCUUUCUCAGAUAAAAAAAGUGAACGAAGGUACUGCAUAG